AUGGUAUCCAAGCGUCAUCACAUGAGAGGCCGUCAAGCUCGACCAACGAGGACGGACAAUCGUAUAUGUGCGCAUAACCCGAAGCAUAACGCGAAACCGAAGCCUACGAAUCAUCCUGAUGCCCCUUGUGCUGAGUGUGGCUCCCUUGUUCAUCAACUGGGUGGACAUCCCAAUGCCAAUACGCCCUACGGAUAUCUAAAAGGGUGCUUGCCGUGCAAUACCAAAGAUCAUUCCAUCUCUACAUGUCCUCGGUAUCGGGGAAGCGCGAGACGAAGACAGUUAUUUUACUGGUAUCGGACAAUGAGAGAGGGAUUAUGCCCAGGCGAAUGGCACGAAGAUCCCAGAGAGAUUGCCAACAUGUCAGGUCUCUAUACACUUCAACAUAUGCCUCGAAGACCUGAUUUUGCUUUACAAUAUCCGUACGAACAUCCUGAAGCCUUCCAACCACCAGCCAAGGGCGGAGAUCCCGAAGAACUACGUCGUGACCCUUACUGGAUGUCGGACAAAGCAUGGGAAUAUGUUGGAAUGUUUACGAACCUAGAAGCCCGAACGAACUCUGAUUUUCGACGAUUAGAUCCUGAAUCGAUUGAGUAUCUGGAGUACAUCGAGGACAUUAGGGAGAAUCUCAGAGGACAGAUAGUGGAUGGACAAUCAUCGAAGCCGACGUUGCUGCAGCUGUGCAACUUUUCUGAUGUUUACGACAUGUUGAAGCCGGUUACCGAUAAUAGAACGAGCGAUGAGCGUAUUUAUGAUUGGGAGAUUGAUCUCAAUUUCAGUCCAGCAAGCAUCGGUGGACUUUGCCAUCCUCGUGCAGAAAGCUACGACCAAUCUGGCUUUCCUGCGCGAGAUGAUACUCCGGGACCAAAGCCUCCUUCAGCACCAGGCAGCUACACCCAGCCUACUCAAAGUGGUUUCGACGCCUAA
Mollisia scopiformis is the source of this 924-nucleotide messenger RNA. RefSeq lists its product as uncharacterized. Lineage: Eukaryota; Fungi; Ascomycota; Leotiomycetes; Helotiales; Mollisiaceae. The coding region runs from base 1 to 924 and encodes 307 amino acids. The transcript has 2 exons. The record is from RefSeq and is a predicted model, not a curated record.